AUGCAUCCCCUCAGCUCCAAGACGCUGAACGUCAUCUUCAGCAGAUUUGAUGAAGUGCAGCGGUCGGGCAACAUGGUGCUGUCUCCUCUGUCCGACAAAGCCUUCGAAGACGAUGACUCGGGGGACGGCGGCCGCUCCUCUUCCUCGUCCAGAGGAGGGAAGAAGAGUCUGAGCAUGGGUUCCUUCAGGAGAACCGGAUCCAGCAGCAAGUCUGCAGGGCGGGACGGCUCCGCAGCUGGAGCGGUGGACGACGAGGACUUCAUCCAGGCCUUCGAGGACGUCCCCACGGUGCAGAUCCACUCCAACAGGGAGGUGGAGGAGAACAUGACGAAGAUCCGGGACGUCCUGUCUGACGAUAAGAAGGACUGGGAGCUCCGGGUGGCCGCGUUCGUGUAG
This is a messenger RNA of Notothenia coriiceps (black rockcod), 396 nucleotides long. RefSeq names its product CLIP-associating protein 1-A-like. The record is from RefSeq and is a predicted model, not a curated record. NCBI's taxonomy places the organism in Eukaryota, Metazoa, Chordata, Actinopteri, Perciformes, Nototheniidae. The transcript has 6 exons. Bases 1 to 396 code for a protein of 131 amino acids.